Paramormyrops kingsleyae is the source of this 4376-nucleotide messenger RNA. It is a transcript of the gene sardh, whose product is annotated as sarcosine dehydrogenase. NCBI's taxonomy places the organism in Eukaryota, Metazoa, Chordata, Actinopteri, Osteoglossiformes, Mormyridae. Gene Ontology annotation, molecular function: protein binding. The record is from RefSeq and is a predicted model, not a curated record. Gene Ontology annotation, cellular component: mitochondrion.
CGCGUCAUUUGUUAAGGUUUCGCGGAGACUGGCAGUAAUACAUGUUUUGUGGAGAGAAGAACGGGUUUGUUUGAUUUUUGGAUAAUUAGAGUGAACAAAGUACCUGUGUGUUGACAGACUGGCGUGUAGCCAUCUGCCGUAAGUUCCUCCCCGCACGCAGUUGGACACGAAACAGGAAAAGUCUCUAACCACGAAGAACAUCAGCUUCGCUCAACUGCUUUGCGCUGUAUAUAUAGCCUACAGAAACAGGACCUCCGCCGUCACAGCUGCCGGUGACCAUGUCCUUCGUGGGAGCGGCCGUGCUGUGGGCAGCGGCGCGCCGGCCGGGCCCAGCGUUUCUCCGCCCUGUGGCGUUUCGCUGGUACAGCAGUGCCCCAGAGCACACCUCACUGAAGAGCGUCCCCUACGGGACGACGCUGAAGCAGGAGGGGGGUCCCAGCGGCCCCAGCAAGCCACUGCCCAGAUCUGCGGACGUUGUGGUUAUUGGCGGAGGCAGUCUGGGCUGCCAGACCCUGUACCACCUCGCUAAGAUGGGCAUGAAGAAUGCCGUCCUGCUGGAAAGGGACAGGCUGACGGCGGGGACCACCUGGCACACAGCUGGCCUGCUGUGGCAGCUGAGGCCCAGUGACGUGGAGGUGGAGCUGCUGGCCCACACCCGGCAGGUGGUGAGCAGUGACCUGGAGCAGGAGACGGGCUUGCAUACAGGCUGGAUCCAGAACGGGGGCCUUUUCAUCGCCUCCAACAAGCAACGGCUGGACGAGUACAAGCGCCUGAUGUCGCUGGGGAAGGUGUAUGGGAUCGAGUCGUACGUCCUGUCCCCCGCCGAAACCAAGGACCUCUACCCCCUGAUGAACAUUGAGGACCUGUACGGCACUCUCUAUGUACCUAAAGAUGGGACCAUGGACCCUGCUGGCACCUGCUCCACCCUGGCCAGAGCUGCCACUGCACGCGGGGCCACGGUUAUCGAGAACUGCCCGGUGACGGGGAUCCAAGUGCAGCUGGAUGACCUGGGCGUGCACAGGGUGCGGGCGGUGGUGACCCCACACGGGACUAUCGAGACGCCCUGCGUCGUCAACUGCGCAGGCGUGUGGGCGGAGAAGCUGGGCCGGAUGGCGGGGGUCAGCGUGCCGCUCAUCGCCAUGCACCAUGCCUACGUGGUGACAGAGAGGAUCGAUGGCAUCCAGAACAUGCCCAAUGUGCGGGACCAUGAUGCAUCUGUCUACCUGCGUCUCCAAGGUGAUGCCUUGUCAGUGGGCGGCUACGAGCAGAACCCUAUUUUUUGGGAUGAGGUUUCGGACAAGUUUGCUUUCAGUCUGUUUGACCUGGACUGGGACGUCUUCAUGCAGCACAUCGAGGGAGCCGUCAACCGCAUUCCAGUGCUGGAACGGACCGGCAUCAAGUCCACCGUAUGUGGACCAGAAUCCUUCACGCCAGAUCACAAGCCAUUGAUGGGAGAAGCUCCAGAGGUGAGAGGCUUCUUUCUGGGCUGCGGCUUCAACAGUGCAGGGAUGAUGCUCGGUGGGGGCUGCGGGAGGGAGCUUGCGCACUGGAUCAUCCACGGCCGCCCGGAGAAGGACAUGUACGGUUAUGACAUCAGGAGAUUCCAUCACUCGCUCACCAAAAGCAACCGCUGGAUCCGGGAGCGCAGCCACGAGUCGUACGCCAAGAAUUACUCCGUGGUCUUCCCUUACGAUGAGCCCCUGGCGGGCCGUAACAUGAGGAGGGACCCCCUGCACCAGGUGCUACUGGAGAAAGGCUGUAUCUUUCAGGAAAGACAUGGCUGGGAGCGACCAGGAUACUUCAGUCGGGAAGGUGCCGCUCCUGUGCUGGAUUAUGAUUAUUAUGGGGCCUACGGAACCUCCCGGAAUUCCAUCUACAAAUACAACGACCUUCUCGGCCAGGAGUACACCUUCGACUUCCCUUCACAUCACCCUGUGAUCAGAGACGAGUGUCUGACCUGCAGGAACGCGGUGGCUGUCUUUAACAUGUCCUAUUUCGGCAAGUUCUUCCUGAUUGGUCCGGACGCCAAGCAGGCUGCGGAUUGGCUGUUCUCCGCAGACGUCAACAAGGUUGUGGGGUCCACGGUCUACACAUGCAUGCUGAAUAGGGACGGCGGAGUGGAGAGCGACCUCACGGUCAGCCGCAUCGAGCCGCCGGCCGCCGGCCAGUCGCCGUUAGCGCCUGCGUUUGAAGGCCAUGGCUACUACCUGGCAGUGGGAGGGGCCGUGGCCCAGCACAACUGGAGCCACAUUCAGGCCGUCUUGCAGGACAGAGGCUUCCGCUGCUCGCUGCUGGACCGCUCGGAAGACAUCGGCAUGAUCAGCAUCCAGGGGCCCAAAAGUCGUGACCUGCUGCAGGAUGUCUUGGACACGGACCUCAGCAACGAGGCCUUUCCGUUCUCCACCCACAAGCUGGUGCAAGCUGCAGGACAUCAGGUGCGCGCCAUGCGUCUCUCAUUUGUCGGUGAGAUGGGAUGGGAGUUGCACAUCCCCCGGGAGUCCUGUGUGCCCGUGUACCAGGCCGUCAUGGCAGCUGGUGCCAAGUACGGUCUCUGUAAUGCCGGCUACCGAGCCAUCGACUCCCUGAGCAUCGAAAAAGGGUACCGGCACUGGCAUGCGGACCUGCGUCCCGACGACUCGCCGCUGGAAGCUGGCCUCGGCUUCACCUGCAAGCUCCGCGGCUCCAUCCCCUUCCUGGGCCGCGAGGCGCUGGAAACCCGGCAGGCCCGCGGGCUGCGGCGCCGCAUCCUCUGCUUCACCGUCAGCGAGAAGGUGCCGAUGUUUGGCCUGGAGGCUAUCUUCAGGAACGGGACACCCGUAGGCCACCUGCGGCGGUCCGACUUCGGCUUUGCCCUCGAUAAGACCAUUGGCUACGGCUACAUCCGCGACCCGGAUGGGGGGGUGGUAAGUGCUGAUUUUGUUAAAAGUGGGAAGUUCACCAUAGAAAGGAUGGGUGUUGUCUACAAAGCCGCAGCCCAUCUGAAGUCGCCCUUUGACCCGGAAAACAAGCGUGUGAAGGGGAUCUAUUGAUUACCUGACAGGUUGAGGUACUGCCGCUACAGCCAGUAUUAUCUUGUUAGGAGCGCCUGGAGGUGCCUUGAUCACAUGGUCCGUUGUGACAGCGCACACUUUGCAGUGUAGCUAGUUUGCUCUGAUUGUUGAAUGGAUUCAACUCAAUACUAUCCUCCUCAAACCUAAUGUGAUCAUCCACUGUAUUUCACAAUUCAUUAGCCUCAAAAAAGAAAACGAACAUGGUAAUCUCAAAUGGUGCUUAAAAUUUUCCAUGUUGUAGCCAUGUGAGGAUAACCAAACGAUGUUCACUGUGAAGGUCUUAGAUUUUCCUACAACUAAAUUCUGUUCUUGUAAUAAUAAUCUGAUAAUGAGUUACUAAGCAGCUCUUCCUGUUUACUGCGUGAGAUGACAUAUAAAUAUUUUAAUAUUGUCUUAAUUGUAAAGGUGAGCAUCCUGGAACCUGUUUAAGGUGGUAUGGAAUCUCAUCUUAACUUGACUAUUUGUUUACAUGGGUGAACUAAUACUAGGCAUAAUUAAAUGUUAAAAUGUUUAUUUUAUAGUAUUAAUUGCAUUUCUGAAGUCAUUUCUAUUCCAGAAACCUGUCAUCCAAAACCAUACCGAGCAUUUAUAUCACGAAAGGUAUCAUUACUGAGGCGAUAUUUUUGUUUCUGUUUUUGAAUGUUCUAGAUAAUUGUUAAUUAUGGAGGUUAUUUGUUGUCUAAAUAAACCAUUUCUCAGCACUAGCUGGUUUACAAAACAAAAUGAUUUCGUGUUUAUCAUCUUCAGAAGAACGGAUUGUGAACUUCUGGAGCCAAUUCCAUGAAUUCUGUAUCCUCUUCCACUGUUGAGUGUCCUCAAGAAAAUGUCUAAGGACAGCUUUGUCACUUUUUGUUGAUCUCACUGAAGUCACUGUACUUUACUGUCACACAGUAGAAUUCUAUUUCCGUGUGUUGUAGACCCAUUUGUGCCAGUCACAGCAGUCUGAAAAAUCUAAGAAGACUUUGUGUGACCCUAACAUGAAUUAUUUUCAGUACACUUCAUUGAAACUUGCUUUUCCCAUUGCCUGUGUGGGUCAUUGUAAGUGUGGUAACAAUAGUAAUCAGUGCUCUCUGGAACCAGGAAAUUCUUGGUACUGCUAAUAAUAUCAAUGAUCUCGCUCUGAAUCCUGCAUUUUCAUGUCCUGUAGAUGUCACAGCAGUACAUGUCAUAUUCAGAGGUUUAUUGUAUAAACAGAUACAUGUAUUUGGACAUAUGUUAAGAACCUGUAAUUUUGUAAUGGCGUCACGAUGAAGUUGAAUAAUAUCACAGUGUAACAACAGGUUGUAGGUGACUGCUAAAAUAAAGCAAACCCUUGAGUAAAUGAAA